GUUGUGUGGGUCUUAAAAGAAGUGUGCAAUGGCUAGAAAGGUGCAGAACCACCUACGCUUGCUUGCUGUGAGUGUUCAUUCAUACUGAUAAUAAUGUCGUGUUUAAUGGAAAAUGAUCUUAAAUUAACUGUCUGUAUAGUCUUUGUGUGAUAAACAGUUUUUGAUUUCAGGUCAUCAUGGAGACAGGAGUAACAGUCAACAGGACUGACGCUGUGGCUGCCUUACAUCCCUGCUAUGAGAUAAAUAAUUUCAGUUACAAACUAACCACAACACCUUCUGCUGUAUGUGUAAUGUUGUAUGGUUUCCUUACACUUUUGUCUCUUGUCACAGUGUGCGGGAAUCUCCUUGUAAUAAUCUCUGUGUUUUACUUCAAACAGCUCCACACCCCUACUAACUCCCUCAUUCUGUCUCUGGCUGUGGCUGACCUGCUUGUAGGGAUUCUAGUGUUUCCUUUCAGCAUGGCAUUCUCUCUCAGCUCAUGUAUGCAUCAUGAAGGGUUGUUUUGUAAAGUCAGAGGCAGCUUUGAUAUAUUACUCAGCACAUGCUCUAUCCUGCAUCUGUGUUGUAUUUCUAUUGACAGAUAUUAUGCCGUGUGUCAGCCACUAACAUAUACAUUUAAAAUCAACCGCCGUGUUGUAUUCAUCAUGACUUCUUUUAGCUGGGGGGUUUCUGCUCUUGUUGGAGUUGGAGGGACAUUUCCUAAACUAAGCAGUGAACAAUGUGAGGAAACAUGUUUUAUUGAUGAACUCGUGGCAAACAUAGUUGGACCAAUAUUGUCGUUUUACCUCCCAGUCGUCAUAAUGCUUUGUAUCUACCUGAAGAUUUUCCUAGUUGCACAGAAACAGGCACAAAUCAUCCAAACUAGGAUGAAGUGUGGAGUAACUGCCAGCAAGAUGGAAAGAAAGGCAACAAAAACUCUGGCUACAGUUCUGGGAGUUUUUCUCUUUUUUUGGACCCCUUUCUUUCUUUGCAUUACUUUUCUUUCUUUUAUCAAAAGUUCAGUUUCGGUGCCUGUGAUCGAAACACUUAACUGGCUAACGCUGUCAAAUUCCAUGCUGAAUCCAUUUAUCUAUGCUUUCUUUUACAGCUGGUUUAGAUCAGCUUUUAAAAUGAUUGUUUCUGGAAAAUUCUUAAGAGGUGAUUUUGCAAACUUUAAACUGCAUUGACUUGUUGUUUGAAUCAGUUUUCAAGGUGAAGGUUUUUUCCCCCAAAGUUAAUUGUUUUUACUAAUAACCGCUGCUCAUCUGUAUUGUCCUGGUUUAGAUUAUUGAAACUCUGUGUCCACUUCACAGAACAACCUCAAUUUAGGACUGGACACAUAUAGAAAUGCAGGAAAGCCGCCAUGUUGUGCCCAUUAACAGCCUCUCCCAUAAUCACAGAAGCAAAAGUGGUUCGGUUCCUGGCUGUGCACAGAACUUUACAUGUACAACACAAAUUCAUGAAUACCUCUACAUAUCUGGAUACAAAACAAGAAGAUGAAAACCACUAUGCCUUUCAAAAAUCUAAAAAAAAAAAACA
Messenger RNA from Nothobranchius furzeri (turquoise killifish), 1518 nucleotides. Its product is annotated as trace amine-associated receptor 1-like. The record is from RefSeq and is a predicted model, not a curated record. Gene Ontology annotation, cellular component: dendrite; plasma membrane. Gene Ontology annotation, molecular function: G protein-coupled serotonin receptor activity; neurotransmitter receptor activity. Gene Ontology annotation, biological process: G protein-coupled receptor signaling pathway, coupled to cyclic nucleotide second messenger; chemical synaptic transmission. Lineage: Eukaryota; Metazoa; Chordata; Actinopteri; Cyprinodontiformes; Nothobranchiidae.